Messenger RNA from Cantharellus anzutake, 2255 nucleotides. RefSeq lists its product as uncharacterized. The record is from RefSeq and is a predicted model, not a curated record. The coding region runs from base 303 to 2075 and encodes 590 amino acids. The transcript is spliced from 4 exons. NCBI's taxonomy places the organism in Eukaryota, Fungi, Basidiomycota, Agaricomycetes, Cantharellales, Hydnaceae.
UUUACCCAGUUGAGCGGUUUUCGGCCUGGUCUUGGUGUCUUGAAAUGUAUUCUUUUGAGUGUGGCCGUGCGAGAGUGACGGACUGGUUAUGUAAUACUUCGCGAUUAAUGGUCCUUUUCAGAAGCUCAACAUCUGAACAAUAUUUUUUUUGUUCCCCCCCCCCCUUGGUUUUUAUCAAUCACUGCGUGUUCCUGCUGUAACGCUCCUCCCCCUACCAGAGAUACGUACUCGAACGGAGAAUAGCCAAGCUUUCCGCCGCGAUCUGCCAAGACUUCUAAACACAUUGACCUGAGUCGACCUUCAUGACGCUCGAAUCUGAUGUGUGGAGGGUACGAAGUCCGAAUUGGACCGCUAACUCAUCUGUGGCCACACUGAGACACCUCCCCGAGGGGAAUGCGCCCGACUGCACCCAUUCGGUCCAGUCAUCAGGAGCAGGCCCUCUCCCUCAGAACAAACUCAACAACACAAGCUCUCCAUCUUUAUCUCUCACUUCGGUUAACCAGACUGCGUCAAACUUGAUUACCGAGAUAGUCACCGUCCUACAGGCCAUGUUGAUCAAGUCGGAUGGUCAACUUAGUCUUAGUGCGGGUUCGACUUCGACCGGUGAUCCAUUCCCACCUUCAUCAUCUCAGAGAUCGAGAGAAAAUGAACUCGACUCGAUGCAUCCAAGUCUCAACGGAGAGUCGUUGAGCACACGAUUGAACAUGCUAAUUUCGUCACUCAAAACGUUGUGGGAUAACAGUGAACCUGAUCCCGGCGAUUCCCUUCACUCCGCACAGUCGAAAUCCGAAUCCUCUGCUUUCCUUUGGCACUCUUCGGACAUAUCGGUCGAGCCUCAGGACCUGUGCACCCUGACCAACACUAUUCACUACUUGGUAUCGCACAAUAAAGGUGUCACACGAGCACUAUCGUUAUUGCCUGACGCAACCAGGAGAUCACUUGAGGCUUCAAUUCAGUGUCUUGGUAUUAUUUGCCAAAGUUGUCAUCUCCCGCUUCCGCAGGCGGAAGCCUCCGAAUUCGAUAUCAGCCACAGUACUACUGGCGGUGGUGCGACAGCCGAAUCAGGCGAGAAUCCUCACCUGACAAGGGCGCCUGAGCAAUUCGGCUGCACCGAUCCUUUGCACCGCCGUGGUGCCUAUAAGGUUGUUACCAGCGAUGAACACCCUUCUCACAUGGCCCAUCCUCCCUCGUCGCAAGCGAUUCCGUUCCCGUCCUCUAUCGUCGACGCGGACAACAACAACAACAACGAGCGCGGGUAUGAGCUCCAUAACGAGGCCAAGGGUGAUCGUGUCAAGGCGAUAUCUUUCGACGAUCGCAUGUCAAACGUGUCGUUAUCGAGCUCGGAUGAAUCCCUGGAAGGGAACGAUACGCGUCAAAGCUCCGUCUUGACGUCAUCAUCGCGCUCUGGUAGCGUGCCUUCGUUGACGAUGACGGUUAGUAGCACGUACACCGGAACGGUCGAAACCGUUUGUGACACCGUACGAGACGUUCCUGCGACAAUUACCAUUGGGAAAAGUAGACGUCAAAGGGUGGGGUCGCUCAUUUCGUUUUCACGAGCAUUCUUACCCUCUCCUCCGGCGUCCCCUACGAUCCUUGAAUCCUCGCAAUAUCAAUAUCAAAAGUCAAACCUGGUUCGAGAAUCUCCAGUGUUCGACAUCACCCCUGUAGACGCAAUUCACAUGGCAUACACUUUGCACAAAUCCCCGCUGGCGCAAGAGGUCAUUACUCCCGGUGAAGUUGAAUCAAUUUGGUCUACGACGUCAACCACACCUUCCGUUGUCACACGACUCAGGCAUGACAGUCUCUUCCUCCCCCUCCCCUCUUUCGUCUUUUGGGACCGAGCCUCCGUCGCGGAACCAGAGGAUAUUCGCUCCGAGAUGGACGCAAAGAAUCAAAACGCGCAACAUUGCUCGCCAGCCAAGGACGCUUUGUCCAAAAUUCACUCUAAAACGGGGUCCCUGACCGGGCCAACACCACAAAAUGAGGCGGGAGCCUCAACAGCGUCAUCCCACCCCCAUCCCCAUCCCUUCUUGCACGCGUCCGGGCACGCGCUUCAACGCUUCAUCCGUCAAUGAGAUUUUUCUUUCCAUCGACUAGUUCUACUACACCCGCGGCCCCGGAAGAGCAAAACGUUCAGGUUGCGACGACACAUACACAACCCCCGCGUGCCAACUCAGAAUCGCCUACCCCCCCUUCCAUCCCUGUGUCCCAAAUGACACCUACUACACUUCCAACUCUUCAAAAUAAACCAAAAC